This is a messenger RNA of Cladophialophora bantiana CBS 173.52, 918 nucleotides long. RefSeq lists its product as uncharacterized. Gene Ontology annotation, molecular function: hydrolase activity, hydrolyzing O-glycosyl compounds. Lineage: Eukaryota; Fungi; Ascomycota; Eurotiomycetes; Chaetothyriales; Herpotrichiellaceae. Gene Ontology annotation, biological process: carbohydrate metabolic process. The transcript has 4 exons. Bases 1 to 918 code for a protein of 305 amino acids. The record is from RefSeq and is a predicted model, not a curated record.
AUGAUCAUCCUACCAGCUGCUGCUGCACCCGCUCAUCUGAUACCUCACAAUUGUGUUUCAAGCACUGUUAUUCCGCUCUUCGAAGAGGACACAAGCCCUGCAUCCCCGAAGACACCAAGCCCAAGCGUCGAGAACCCUGGUGCGGACCAAAGAGUGACUAAAGACGGGGACGUGUGGGUGGUGCCAAACGUUGGCAGAUUCUCCAAACGAGCCGUGUACGCAUUCGAGGGACACUUGCUGCCCGAUGGUCUCACAAAGAGCAACUACAUUGUUCACUGCAGGGAUUCGGAUAGCAUUCCCUACAACGAGCGAUACGACCCGGCAAACGUUCGGUGCUCCAAGGGAUUCCUCCGUUUGGCAGUUCCAGGAGGCCAGAAACCCUCGAAGCAGAAUGGCUAUGCAAUCAGCUGCGCUGAGGUAACGACCGUGGAUGAAAACAUCUUGUUCGGAAGCUUUCGAACCACUGCCAUGUUCAGCACGGAACCCGGCACCUGCCAUGGCAUGUUUUUCUAUAAGAAUGACACCCAAGAGUGUGAUAUCGAAUACUUGACCGAUCCAGCAUCGCUAUCGAACAACGGCCUCGACGCCCCAAUACCCCUCUGGUACACGAAUCAAGCCGUGGAUCCCACCAAGAUAGACAAAUCGUCCGAAAGUGGACCGGCUCCGCCUAGCUGCACAACCCAUGCCCAUGAGUAUCGAAUUGACUGGACGGCGGACUUCACAGCUUUUUACAUUGACGGCGUUUGUCAGAAAAACUUCACCGACAACAUCCCAAACGUGCCGGGCCAAAUGGUGUGGAAUAACUGGGCGAACGGUGAUAAAGGUUGGACAGCUGGACCUCCGAAUCGUGACAAUGUUUUCAAGAUCCAGAAAAUCGUCAUGUACUACAACACAGCAACCAAUGAGUCAGGUGAUUGA